UGACAGUGACAGUACCUACCUAUAGUAGUAAGUAAAACACGAAGUAAAAGAGUAAAUAGCAUUCUAAUAAGAAUAGUGCGGAACUCCAACUCAAAAAUACCUGCAAGUCCUGAAAAAACUUAUGAGGUUAAUCAAGAUCAAAAAGUUGUUGUAGAUAAACAAACUAUAUCUUUGCUAGAGAGGCUUUCUUUAGUAAAGUGUGAUACAGUUGAAGGUGUUAAAGUUUUGGAAGACUCAAUAGCUUUUGCCAAUAAAAUCCUUCAUAUCAAUACUGAUCAUGUCCAACCUCUAUAUUCUGUACUAGAAAAAGAGAUUUUGUACCUCCGACCAGAUCUAGUUACUCAAGGAAAUUGUCAAAAAGACAUUCUCAAGAAUGCAUCGCUAAAAGAAGAUGACUAUUUUGUGGCUCCCCCAGGAAACAUACCCUGGCACGAAUUGGAAAAAGAAGAGAUAGAACCUAAAGUUUCUGGCAAAAAUGAAAACUGAGUUAGAAAAAGUUUUGAAUUUAAGAAAAUUCUUUACAAUAAAUAAAUCAUCUAACACAACCAUUACAUAUAAUUUAAGCAAAAGUAGUUUGCUUUUUCUUCAAAACAUUUACAUAAGUUGGCUGCAAUCUGUGUGUACUAAAACUAGUAAACAUAUACCAGUUUUUAUCACUAAGAAAUAUGCUGAAGGUCACAAUCAAGACCAGCCAUUUGGGUUUCUUGAAAAUCAUGUUAUUAAAUAUGAUGAGUCCGCAGUGUUACACCAUGAUAUUGAAGAUUGUGCACCAAAGAACACAUCACUACUUCAAUUAAAUAUGAUUGUGCCUCAUCACACAAGCAUGCAGUAUUUUAUUCAAUGGCAAAGACAUAGAAAAUAUUGGUGGAGUUCUGUCACAACUACACCCAGUUUAUUUGCUGUUAAUGAAAUUAAAUACGAAAAAGAAACAGCAGAAUCUAAUAUUGUAGCACAAUUUCCUUGGGGACAUCAUACAGUGGAGACUGUAUCAAUGACUUCUAGGGGAACAGAGGACUCUUCCCAUUUGAAAUGUUCUAUGUCAUUAGAAAGAGCCAUGUUUAUAUUAUUGUUAGAUGGCAUGAUGAACAAGAGAUAUAGUGAAUACCUCAAAUUGCACAGAAACAUGACUCCAUACAAAAUAUCAUUUGCACUGAACACUAAAAAAAAAACUGACUUAACAAACAUGAAUGGACUGGUUAAUCUAAUGCGCCAAAGACUAAAAUUAAAAGAUAUAUCAUCUUAUCUUCCUGAUUUAACACUUGCAUUGGAAGAACAGAUAAAAGAAAACCUGCAGUUAGGUGUGACCUACACUGCCAUACUAUGUGAUAAUACUUUAACAAAUGGAAUAUUUAAUUUGUUAAAUAGCAGUACGAUGUUAACGGAAGAAGUACAUGUUGCCGAUUUUGACUCCUAUGCAAUGUUGUUAUGUCGCAAAUGAUAAAGAAUAGUUUUAGUAUGUGGAAAAUAAAGAUUGAUUAAAAACAACACUUGCACUUUCAAUUUUAUUUAUUCAGGAAUUCUUAUUGCAAGAUUUUACAGUAAAUCCUUAAUACUAAAUGUAAAAAAUUAAGGUUUGUUGUUUGAUUUACCUUUAAAUUUUCAAUAAAUUUUAAUUUCAUGCUGUUAAUAUUCAUUAUUAGUAAACAUUAAUUUGUCUUGAUUACAGACUUAUUACGGUUUUACAAAUAAUUUUACUACAGAAAGUUCAUUCUCCAGAUAUAUUUAAAUGGGAAAGGUUAAAUAAACUUAAUAAUGGGAUUAUUAUUAUUAUACAAAUUGGCAGCAGUAACUUAAUUUAACUAC
Molecule: messenger RNA, 1803 nt
Organism: Ostrinia furnacalis (Asian corn borer)
Lineage: Eukaryota; Metazoa; Arthropoda; Insecta; Lepidoptera; Crambidae
Gene: DNApol-gamma35
Product: DNA polymerase subunit gamma-2, mitochondrial
Exons: 8
Coding region: 476-1438 (320 amino acids)
Source: RefSeq, a predicted model, not a curated record